CUGUUUACCCGACGACAUCGUCACUUUUCCCACCACCACCAGCCUUGUGAUGAAGGUUGCCGUGAUCGGCGGCGGCAUUUCCGGGCUCUCGGCGGCCUACCUCCUUAGUCGACACCCUGAGAAUGACGUGACCAUCAUCGAGUCCGAGAAGGCCUUGGGGAUGGGGGUACACACCCUGAGAGUUGGCGACCAGCACGUCGACUGCCCACCGCGGUCGUUUUGCGCGUCGCAUUAUGUGAACCUCGCCGCCAUGUACGAAGAAGCGGGAGUCGAGAUCGUGCCGUAUCCUGGCGACAUGUCAUUCUCGGACUUUGGCGAGGCCGCAUUCUACUGCCACGCGAUGGGGUGGUGCAUCGGCGGGUUGCGCCUGCCCUCUCCAUGGCACGUUGCCGCCAUGUUGCGCAAGUUUUCGUUCCGCGCCAUCUACGAUCACGUCCAGUUCUUCCUGUCGCCCUUGGACGACAUCCUUCCCACGACCACGUUGGGCGAAUACGUGACGACCCAUCAGUUCUCCCACGAAUACCUCUAUGGCAUCCUCCUUCCCAUGAUGACUAUGAUUCUGACGUGCUCCAACGAAGCGUGCCUCAACUACCCCGUGGGGCUGCUCAAAACGUACUUGUCCAAGUCCAACGCAGUCAACCAAGUCGUGACCAAGCACGGAUCGACGUUGGCCGCGGCGCAACUCGCCAAACUUUGCAAGACGAUUUUGGUUGACACCAAGGUCACUGGCGUGUGGCAGGCCACCGACGACCGCCCCGCGCGCAUCGCGUACAUCACGAACGGCCUCGAACACGUCGAGGAAUUCGACCACAUCGUCGUGUCCUCGCAAGCAUGCAGCGCGCUAUCGUUCCUCAAGGACGCGGACGAGGCCAUGAUGGAGCUGCUGGCGGCCGUGCCCCACGAGACGGCGCAAGUCGUGAUCCACCGCGACCCCGUCCUCAUGCCGCGCGACCGACGGGACUGGUCAUUCUACAACUUCAUCACGGCCAAGCAAGGCCAGAAGCUCAAGCCGGGCAUCGUAGAGAACAUGGUCACGCUGUGGGUAGCCAAGUUUCACGCCAAAGAGUCGGACGCCGAGUCGCUGUUUCAAACGUGGAACCCGCUCGUGGACCCGCGGGAGGACCUAGUGCUCCACCGCGCCGAGUUUCUCCGCCCUCUCUUCACCAAGACGUCCCAUGAACUUGUCAAGAAGAUUCGCGCCCGACAAGGGCGAGGCAACCUGUGGUUCUCGAGCACGUACUGCGUCUACGCCGUGCCGUUGCAGGAGAGCGGCACCGAAGCCGCCGUGGAGGUGGCGGCCAUGAUGGGCUUCCCCGUCCACUGGCCGUCCAAGGAGAAUCAACCAGUGGUUGCAUCUUCGUCAUGGACAAGUUCGUCGUGGAUGAUUGGGGUGCCGUUGGUCCUCUCGGCCGCGAUCUACGUCCUGCCGCGGUUGGCCAGCAACCUCAAGACUCUUUAGGAAUAUCAUAUAAUUGCCGAUUUGUUUCCAUUUGAGGAAGUAUCAUUGGUUAAAUGUAUUGUUGUGGUCAUAUUUUAAGCCAAUGAAAAAUUCGAGUUGAUGGAAC
Aphanomyces astaci is the source of this 1565-nucleotide messenger RNA. RefSeq lists its product as hypothetical. NCBI's taxonomy places the organism in Eukaryota, Oomycota, Saprolegniomycetes, Saprolegniales, Verrucalvaceae. The record is from RefSeq and is a predicted model, not a curated record. Gene Ontology annotation, molecular function: oxidoreductase activity. The transcript has a single exon. Bases 50 to 1459 code for a protein of 469 amino acids.